AUGGACCUGAUUCAAACAUCUGUCUCUCAAGCGCAGGACCAUCCAUUCCUUAGCACGUUCGUCGGCUUCACGCUCCUGGCUGCUGUUGCCCUCGUUCCAAGCCACGCACUAAGAAUGGUGAAACCACGAUACUGGCAUUCUACGAAAUCACUGGUCCUAAAGACGAAAGACGGCAAGACGACCUCAUUUGCGGAUCUAUGCAAAACACUCAUUCCACCAUGCCGACUCAAUCCGUUCCUAUUCAAUGGCCAUUUGCAGACUAUAUGGACGACUUUGACGAAACAAUCUGUCCCCAUCUACUACAAGCGCCGGAUCUUUGAGAACGAAGAUCCAGUAUACACAGGUCAAUUCUCUGUUGAUUUCGUCACCGCGCCCAACGAAAAGCACGACCCAGGUCUACCACCGCGCACUAGCUAUUUUACUGAGCAGGAGCUUCAGGAUAUUGGUUCGUUGGAUAGCAAGCCGAUGCUAGUGAUGCUACAUGGUUUAAGUGGAGGGUCGCAUGAGCUCUACCUCCGCCAUGCGCUUGCACCUCUGGUAGGCGACGGUGGGUGGGAAGCAUGUGUGGUGAUCUCGCGAGGUUGCUCCGGGACGAAGAUCACCACCAGUGUGCUGUACAAUGCACGGGCCACUUGGGACGUGAAGCAGGUAGUCCAAUGGCUUAGGAAGACAUUUCCUAACCGUCCACUGUUUGGCAUGGGCUUCAGUCUCGGUGCCAACAUCAUGACGAACUACCUGGCCGAAGAGGGCAGUGAGUGCGCGUUAAAAGCGGCCAUCAUCCUCUCCAACCCCUGGGAUCUCAUGGCAGGCAGCCUAGCCCUGCAGAGGACCUGGUUCAACCGCAACGCCUACUCUGCCACUAUGGGCAAGAGCAUGAAGAGACUUUUCGAGCAGCACGUCGAACACAUCUCGAAAAAUCCCAUGAUCAACGUCGACGCCGUGCGGAAGAUCAAGUACCUCCACGAAUUCGACCGGCAUGUCCAAGGUCCCACCUGGGGAUAUCCCACAGAAGGAGCAUAUUAUCGCGAUGCUUCUUCUGUCGAUUCUGUGAUGGCCAUCAGAAUCCCUUUUCUGGCUAUCCAUGCUGAAGACGACCCGGUAACCGCGAGCGAAGCGCUGCCGCGAGAAGAAGUCAAGCAGACUCCGUACGGCGUGCUGUGUACGACCCCGGGUGGUGGUCAUUUGAGUUGGUUCGAGCUCGGUGGCAGACGGUGGUUUGAGAGAGCUUCGACAGCAUUCUUCCAGGCCAUGGCCAGCGACAUCGACUUGGACUCCAUCUCCAAGACAGACGUCAGCGACGCUCAGCUCGAAGGUCAGAUAUCCCGCGCAGAGCGAGAGCCUCUGAAACCAGUCUUUGAGCCGAUGCGGCGGAAGAUGCACAUCCCAGGAUUAUGA
Molecule: messenger RNA, 1395 nt
Organism: Cladophialophora yegresii CBS 114405
Lineage: Eukaryota; Fungi; Ascomycota; Eurotiomycetes; Chaetothyriales; Herpotrichiellaceae
Exons: 4
Coding region: 1-1395 (464 amino acids)
Biological process (GO): medium-chain fatty acid catabolic process; medium-chain fatty acid biosynthetic process
Molecular function (GO): acetylesterase activity; monoacylglycerol lipase activity
Source: RefSeq, a predicted model, not a curated record